Molecule: messenger RNA, 1596 nt
Organism: Rhincodon typus (whale shark)
Lineage: Eukaryota; Metazoa; Chordata; Chondrichthyes; Orectolobiformes; Rhincodontidae
Product: UDP-glucuronosyltransferase 2A1-like
Exons: 1
Molecular function (GO): UDP-glycosyltransferase activity
Source: RefSeq, a predicted model, not a curated record
UGUUCUAGGUGGAAAUGUAGAUUACUGGCUGCAUGUAUUCUUACUCUGUCUUGUCCUGUUACCCAUGGGGUUGAUGUUUUGGUUGUUCCUGUUGAUGGAAGUCAUUGGAUUAAUAUGAGAAUAUUAAUAGAAGAACUGAAACUUCAUGGACACAACAUCACAGUGCUCCAUUCCUCCACAGCUUGGUACACAAAGGAGAUGUCUGAUCUAUAUCGAUCUAUUACGGUUCAACUACGAGAAUGCCUUGGCCAAAAUAAAACUAAAAAUUUGAUACAAACAUACCUACAAAAAACUUUGAGUGCCUUAAAGAAUGGCUUGACAUUAUGGGCCUUUGUUCAGCUACGAUAUUGGCUUAGGAAUGCUUUGUAUUCAUACCAUCGUUGUGCUGGAGAGUUUACCAAUGCAAUUUUCAAUAACAAAGCUGUUUUGAGGCAACUUGAAGAUGCAAAUUUUGACUUAGUACUUACUGAUCCUGCUUUUGGUACCGGUCCAAUACUUGCUUAUUAUUUAAAAAUUCCUUUGGUGUACAAUGUUCGAUGGUUCAUCAGUGGGGAAGCUCAUUUUUUCUCUGCCCCAUCACCACCUUCAUAUAUCCCAAUCACUGGAUCACAAUUUACAAGUAAAGUGGGUUUUCUGCAAAGAAUACAAAAUUUACUCCUAAAUCUUCUUCAGUUAACUACUUCAAAAUUUCUCAUUCAGCCAAUUUACAAUGAUCUCUGCCAUCGCUAUCCGGGCCCAGAUAUAGACAUUGAAAUUAUUCUCCUCAGGGCAGAUGUGUUGCUGAUGAGAGUAGAUUUUAUAUUUGAAUUCCCGAGACCCACCAUGCCAAAUAUUGUUUAUAUUGGAGGAUUCCAGUGUAAACCAUCCAAACCUUUACCUCUAGAGUUUGAAGAGUUUGUCCAGUCCUCAGGGGAACAUGGGAUUAUUGUCAUGUCACUGGGGAGCAUUGUCAGCUCUUUGCCAAUGCAUAUUACAAUGCAAAAAGCAGAGGCCUUUGCUCAAGUACCUCAGAAAGUUAUCUGGAGACAUGACGGAAAGAUCCCUCCCAAUAUUGGAAAUAAUACACUGCUGGCAAAAUGGAUUCCUCAGAAUGACCUGCUAGGACACCCAAAGACACGAGCCUUUGUUGCUCACAGUGGCACCAAUGGAGUUUACGAAGCCAUCUAUCAUGGGGUGCCAGUAGUUGGCAUACCUUUGAUUUUUGAUCAGUUUGAUAACUUACUCAGACUUGAAAUCCGAGGUGCAGCAAAAGUGAUUAACGUUGCAACCAUGCAGUCAACGGAUCUAUUGCAGGCACUGAAUGAGGUUAUACAUAACACCUCUUAUCGGGAGAAUAUGCAGAAACUCUCUGCUCUCCACAGAGACCAACCUGAGACUCCGAUGGAGAGAGGUAUUUUCUGAAUUGAGUAUGUUGCUCGACACAAAGGGGCUGCACAUUUACACUCAGAGUCUUACUGACUCCCCUGGUAUGUUUACUAUUGUGUGGAUGUGAUGAUCUUCCUGUUGUCACAGUUCCUCAUAGUUACAGUGCUGACAGUUGUACUGUUGAGGAAACUUUGUAGCACUGUUCAAAACAGUAAACAAAAAAUUCAGUAA